Messenger RNA from Aspergillus clavatus NRRL 1, 957 nucleotides. Its product is annotated as putative short-chain dehydrogenase/reductase family protein. The coding region runs from base 1 to 957 and encodes 318 amino acids. The transcript has a single exon. Lineage: Eukaryota; Fungi; Ascomycota; Eurotiomycetes; Eurotiales; Aspergillaceae. The record is from RefSeq and is a predicted model, not a curated record.
AUGGGCUUCCUCUACUCGCAGCUGUGCAUUACACCCGCAUAUCCGACUGCUUCGUUCACGGGCCAAACAAUCAUCGUCACCGGCUCCAAUGUCGGCCUCGGCCUCGAAGCUGCCCGUCACUUUGUUCGCCUAGAUGCCGCGAAAGUCAUCCUCGCUGUCCGCAAUCGAACAGCCGGAGAGGCGGCGAAGAAGAGCAUUGAAGAGUCUACGCAGCGCCAGGGGGUCGUGGAGGUGUGGGACCUGGAUCUAGCCAGCUAUGCCUCCGUGCUGGCCUUCGCAGAGAAAGCAAAGCAGUUAGCCCGAUUGGAUGUCCUGCUGUGCAACGCGUCCAUCGCCACAGAAAACUUCCGGCUGGUGGAAGGCCACGAGAGCAGUAUCACCGUGAAUGUGCUCGGAACCCUGCUGCUGGAGAUCCUGAUGCUGCCGGUUCUGCGGCGCAGCGCAAGGGCGUACGGGACGCGGCCGCGGUUGACCACGGUGGUCAGUGAGGUACACGCCUGGUCGAAAUUUCCUGAGUGGAAAGCAGAGAACACAUUCACCGCACUGGACGAUGAGAAGCACACGAGCAUGGGCGAGCGGUAUGCGACGACGAAGUUGUUGCAGGUGUUGGCGCUCCGCGAGAUGGUCGCGCGCAUGGAGAAGGAUGAGGCGGUCAUUAUGAAUAUGGUGAAUCCCGGCCUAUGCCACUCGCAGCUCGGUCGGGAGGCUGGGAUUGGCCUGGCGCUGCUGAAGAUGGCCCUGGCACGGACGACGGAGGUGGGUAGUCGGACGCUGGUUGCUGGUGCGGCGGCGGGGGAGAACAGCCAUGGGGCGUAUAUGACGGACGGGCUGGUGGAUAACAAUGCCUUGUCGCCGUUUGUGCGCAGUGAAGACGGGAAACAAGCGCAGGAGAAGGUAUGGAGGGAACUGGGGGGGAUUCUGGAGGAGAUCCAGCCGGGGGUGAUGAGCAAUUUGUAG